CCGUGAGAGUGCUUGCAUGGACUGAUAGACUAGGUGAAUCUCCAGGUAAGUACUAUUGAUCCAAGUGCGCAAUAGCGUUCUGAGCUUGUUGAGAUCAAUGUGUCUAGCCCUAAUGUCAAACAUCUCAUAGAUAUGGUUGGCAAGAUUGUAAUGGUAAUACCGGUCAGAACGAAGGCUAGGCUGCUCUGUAUAUUGUGGCCCCUAACUUCGCCAAUCCCUGUAAAUUCAUGUACGAAAGCACUGAUCAAGUGUAAUGAGGGUGUCGCCUCGCUUCCUGCUCUGACGAAUGACAGAGAAGAUAUGAACUUCAAGGCUUUGCCAGCGGUUAGGCAUCUUCCGAAGUGAUCUUUACCCCUCACCUUCUUCAUAUCUCUCGUAGCACCCUAUUCACAUCUCACCAAUCUUCUGCCUCUUCAUUAAGCCUAUGACUUAAUCAUCGCAUAUUCCAUGAGGCAGAAACACUGAGUGUUGGAAAUCACACGAUAAAUCUGCCUUCGAGCUCUAGUCGGGACACAUAUAUUCAUUACUCUGAUAGCCAACCAUCCGGUGCAGUGAAACGCAUUCACCUGAAAAGCGCCACGAGUCAAUUUGCGUUAUCUCAGACAGAUCCAUCAUGCUAUGGUGUCUGAAAGGACUGUUCAGGGGGAAUAGUCAUCCAUCGUCAAGGGGUGGUGCUAAUACCGACCCCACCGGCUCUGCGGCGAUCGAAGGCAGCAGUAAUGACAAGUCUUUCGCGACAGUUGCGCCAACAAAGGAUAAAGGGGAAAAUCUGGGACUCAAGACUCUCUACGCACCAGAUAGUCCAGAGGAUAUACAUGUCGACAUUGUCUUUCUUCAUGGUUUGACCGAAAACUCUUACAACACAUGGCUUCAUAAAGAAAGCGGCGUCCAUUGGCCCAGUCAGCUGCUCAACAAGAGUAUUGAACACUCACGGAUCCUCGCAUUUGGAUAUGAUGCGAGAGUUGCCAGCUUCUGGGGAAGAACCUCUCGGAAUCGCUUAGCGAACCAUGCCGACAAUCUAGUAGAUCAACUUGCCGGACUGAAAGAAGACACCGACACGGAAAAAAGACCCACGAUCUUCGUUGCUCAUAGUCUUGGAGGCCUGGUCGUCGAGAAAGCACUGCAAGUAUCAGCAGAAAGUGCUAAACCGCAUCUUCGCACAGUUGAGCAAGGCUCACUGGGUAUACUGUUCAUGGGAACUCCACACUCCGGCAGUGACUUCGCUCCCUUUGCCAAGUCCAUAGGGAAUAUUCUAAGCUUGGUAGGGAAAAGAGUCAACGUCAAUAUCCUAGACACAUUAAAGAGAGAUUCUCAGACUCUUCUAGAUGUCGAGGACUGGUUUGGUCAUUGGCGAAGGAGGCGAGCGGAAACUGGUGCACCCAUACAUAUCACCACUUUCUAUGAAGAGUUAGAAUUGCCGGUGGGUGGCAAGGUAGUGGAGGAAUUCCAGGCUAAGAUAACAGGUUACUUCUCCUAUGGAAUUCAUGGUAAUCAUAUGGAUAUGACCAAGUUCCCAAGAACGGAUGACCCGGGCUAUGUGGUUGUUCAAAGAGAGAUACGCAGGUGGUACAAAGAGAUCAGAUCUCCAACAGUGGCAGCCUUGAAAAACACGACACAUCCGAGAUUCCAGGAGCUUAUUGAUCAACUACAGCAACAUACAUCCGCUUACGCCGCAAGAAAAGAUGUGAACCCAGAUCGAAUAUCAGGAACAUGCGAGUGGUUUGUCAAUCACGAAAAGUUCAAGCAUUGGAACAAUGGUGUUGGCAAUGGCCUCCUUUGGGUAUCAGCAGACCCCGGAUGCGGAAAGUCUGUGCUGGCCAAAUACCUUGUGGAUGAAGUCCUCGCACGACCAAAUAGAUCGAUCUGCUACUUCUUCUUCAAAGAUGGAUACCCCGACCAACAGUUUGCCUCGAACGCUUUAUGCGCGAUCCUUCAUCAACUAUAUCUACAACAACCUGAGCGUGUUCGCUCAGCUGUCAUUGAUCGCUUCCUAAAGGACAAGAAGAAUAUGCACGGCUCUAUAUCGAAUCUGUGGAACAUUAUAGUUGGGACCGCAAGCGACUCAAAGCAUGGUGAAGUCGUGUGUGUACUCGACGCAUUAGAUGAAUGCCAAGCCAAAGACUCCAGAGAAUUCGCCAAACGCAUCACGCGUUACUUUUCAAAAGCCAGCACGAACUUCAAAUGUAUCGUGUUGAGUAGAACCUACCAACGCAUUCAAUGGCAAUCCCAAGAGCUCGAAAAAGACAUGCCAAUGAUCCAUCUGAGCGGCGAGAACGAAACCGAAAUACAGGAGAUUGUAAAAGAAAUCGAUUUGGUCAUUAAGAGUCGAGUAUCCUCAUUGGGGAGAAAGCGGAAGCUUCUGGAAGAGGAAAUAAACUAUCUGCAAGACCUUCUCACAGCUGUACCCAACCGGAUUUAUCUUUGGGUCACACUGACCUUGAAUAUUAUCGAAAAUCUAUCUGGAUUUACCAAAGGCAAUAUCAUUAGGACAGUGAAAAGGUUGCCUCAAACUGUCGAUGAAGCAUACUCCUGGAUCCUAUCGAAGAGUACCGAUCCCAACAAGACACUGAAAGCUUUUCAUUGUGUCACAGCAGCGUACAGGCCUUUGACGGUGAAACAGCUCAUGCUUAUGAUCACCAUAGAAGACGAUAAGACCCCACUGGAGUUUUCAAAAGAUCUGGAGCCCACCGAAAGAUUUCGUAGCACUUUAAGAAGUCUCUGUGGGAUUUGUCUAGUUAUCAUCGACGAGAAAGUGUACUUUCUGCACCAGACAGUAAGAGAAUUUCUGGUGUCACCAUCUGGCUCGAGCGAGCUAUCGCCGUCAAUUCAUAAUAUAAUCCCAUGGAAGCAUUCGAUUUUGAUCGAAAAGUCGCACUCCACAGCCUUGAAAGCCUGCCUGUGGCUCAUAUUAUGGGAACCCUCCAGCUUUCAAUCCUCAGAUUCCCUCCCUUCAUCUGACCGAAGGUUCAUGGGUGAAAAUGACAAAAGAGUGAUGUCAAAGACAGCCCGAAAAUUGGGCGGUCUUCGGUAUUACGCUCUUUAUAGAUGGAACAGCCACCUUGACUCAUCUGACUGCGGAAAAGAGGAAGUAAUCAUACGCAAAGUCCUCGAUGUUUUGCACCCAGAAUUUCAAAGUCGCAUGAAUCACCCAGCAAACAGAUUAUCUGCUUACUACUCGGAGGCACACACAACCGAAACCAACAUGCUCAUUGGAGCUACAGUCCUAGGAUUCCAAGAUGUAGUAAAGUUCCUGCUCAGAACAACAAACGCCGACAUCAACGCUCGCGAAGCUUCCGGGGGACUCACUCCACUUUCUUUGACCAUAUUUAAGGGCUUUGAAGGAAUUUUCACAUUGUACAUGGCAGAAAAAGCGAUCAAUCCGAGCAUAGUCGAUUCGAGAAAGUGGACUGCGCUGAAUUAUGCGAUCCGUUAUAGUAGGGUACCGAUGGUGGCUGUUCUUCUGAAACAUGUUACGUUAGAAGUCACGCCUGACGCCGAAAAUCCUUUACUUACAUUUAUUCGCAAUGACAGAUAUACGGAUGACCGAAAAACUCUAGAUUUGAUGAUGGCACAACCUUCAUUCGACAUCAACGCACCGCUGGACGAAGCUGGAGACGUUGCGAUUACGAUGGCUGCAAGCACAAUGGAUUCCUCAUUAAUGAAGCAUCUACUUCGACAUCCGCAAGUCGCAGUCAAUGUCCGGAAUCGGUGUGGUCAGACAGCACUCAUAAUAGCUGUCAAACGUGGCGACUCGGAUUCAGUCAAACUAUUGCUCCGGCAUCCAGCAAUUGACGUCAAUUCCGCAGAUGAAGAUGGCCAGACAGCACUCAUACAAGCAACCAAGUGGAAUAGACCUGGUAUAACCGGCUUAUUGCUCCAACAUCCAGCACUCGACGUCAAUAUCGCAGAUGUAGAUGGCGAGACAGCUCUUACACAUGCAGUCAGCAGGAAUCAUUCUAAAGUGAUCGAAUUUCUGCACGAGCACCCUCAGUUGCGAUCUGUGAAGGCUAAAUCGGAUUGA
Messenger RNA from Periconia digitata, 4021 nucleotides. The record is from the annotation of a GenBank genome assembly. Lineage: Eukaryota; Fungi; Ascomycota; Dothideomycetes; Pleosporales; Periconiaceae.